UUCUCAAGCCCUCACACCUCCAUGAGCUUUCCCUCCUCCCAGCUGCUGGUCAACUGCGACCUCCUCCCCAAACAAUUCUCCAUUGUUGUGACUCUAAAGUUCUCCAGCACUGCGCCCAAGAGAAAUGAAUACAUCUUUUCCUUGACGGAGCCAAAAAAAGGAGAGAAAACAGGAGUGGGGGAGGAAGAAGAGGACAACAAUAAGGGGGACAUUUUAGAGAGGGGUGUCAGUGGAAAAGAGCAACAUGGAAAUAGGGAAGAGGAGAGGCGAGUCAAGAGUAAUGAGGAGCCUGGACGCGUCAUCCUGGGCCUGAGGUUCUCGAAAAAUCGUCUGCACUUCCUUCUUAAAGGUCACAGAGGGGUCGUAGAUCACUGGGUGUUUCGAGGCACCCGAUUGGAUGACAAUCAGUGGCACACGCUCUUGUUAGUCGUUGGUAGUCAUCAUGUCAGGCUCACUGUGGACUGCAACUCACCUCUGGAAAUAGUUCCCUCCGGGCCUUUCCCUCCAGACCUCAACAUUCAGGGAGCCAGAUUUCACAUUGGCAGUCGGGGAAGAUGGAAAGGCUUGUAUUCAGGUCUGUUGCGGCAGCUGGUGUUGGUGCCAGGUUUGGACGCCACCCAUUAUAUCUGCCCCUCCUCUGACCCCCAACUAGCAGUUCUGUCAGUACCACCACUUCUGUCAGACCUUUCUGUCAUAGAGAGUGAUGGGGACAGCCAUGUGACUUCCUAUGUGACAGAGGAGCGAGUGUCAGUGGGGACGGAGCGACCGUGCUCAAAGACGCUCCAAGGCCAGAUGUGGUUCAAUCCACUCAGUAAAGGCCUCUAUCUCUGUGACGGUACUGUGUGGAUCACCGUGUUAGAAGAUCAUAAACGACUGGACUACGUGUCAGAACACCAGGUCCUCCCCACCAGCUCAGAGACACAUGACAUAGAGGUGUUCCAGUUACCUGGCCUGGGUAUGAUGGCGGCUAUGGCUCAUAGGUCAGCCUCUGGCUCUGCUGUGUAUCUGUGGAGCAACGCAGGUUUCCAGCUCUACCAGAAUAUCAGCACAUAUGAAGCUCUGGCUUGGAGACACUUCAGCAUUGGCAAAAAGGUUUAUCUGGUGGUGUCUAACUCUGGAGGAGGGCCAGACAAGCGCAAACAAACAGAGAAUGACUUUUCUGUGAUUUACAAGUGGAGUAAAAGGAGAAAACUAUUUGUGCGGUUCCAGACUGUGCAGACUCAUUGUGCACGGGACUGGGAGGCAUUUCAAAUCAAUAAACAAACCUAUCUCGCUGUAGCCAAUCACAGACAAGGUGAUACAAAUCACACCAUAGACAGUGUGAUAUACAGAUGGAACAGGUUGACAAAGUCUUUUGAGGUCCAUCAGAUGCUGCGGACCUCAGGGGCGUACGACUGGGAGUUCUUCACAGUCGGACCGUACCAUUUCCUGGUGGUCGCAAAUGCUUUUGAUGGAGUGACAACCUCUGUUGAUUCUGUCAUCUACGUUUGGGUCAAUGGAAGCUUCCAGGUGUUUCAGACAAUAAAGACGUUCUGCGCCACAGACUGGGAAAUGUUUCAGAUUGGCAGUAGGGUCUUCUUGGUUGUAGCCAAUGGACACAGACUCCAGGGUAAUGGGCCCAGUCAAUAUGCCAUCAACUCCACCAUCUACGAACUGGACCUGAUUGGACAGCUGUUUGUUCGCUUCCAGGAUAUAGUCACCUACAGUGCAGUGGACUGGGAGUUCUUCAGCCUCGGGGAGGAAUAUUUUCUGGUUGUUGCUAACUCCUUCAACGGGGAAUCGUACUCUCUCAACAGCGUUCUCUACAGGUGGCAGGGAUAUGAAGGAUUUGUUCCUGUUCAUUGGCUCCCAACGAUUGGAUGCAGUGACUGGGAGUUUUUUAGCUCCAAAGGAGAAUCAUAUCUGAUCUAUUCUAGUGCCAAAUCACCUCUUGCCAAGAUCUUUAAGCUGAAAACUUACUAGGAAAAACGGAGAGUGCACUGUUUCUUUGUGUGUGUACAUGUUCUCAUUCUUCUUUGGAAGUGUCCAUGUGUUCCCUUGUGAGACGAUGUUUGCAAUAAUAUUUAAAAUGUGUGAUUGGGUUUAAUCCAAAUGUGGCUUUUCUCUUCUUGUUACUAAUUUAUAUAGUGCCAUAGCUGCAAUUUAGGUCAUGGCCUUGAUAUUGUUUUAGGGAUUUUGUGGGUUAAACAAUAUGAGGACAACAUGCGUACAUUGAGAAAAAAUGUAAGUAAUGAAAACAUUUCAGAAUUAUUUUGUGGCGACUACUAUAAAUGACCUAGAGGUUCAACUGUCAGCGCUAGGUGGACAACUGAUGUACCUCAUAAUAACCCAAAUAUCACAAGCACAAUAUUUUUA
Messenger RNA from Notothenia coriiceps (black rockcod), 2355 nucleotides. It is a transcript of the gene tspeara, whose product is annotated as thrombospondin-type laminin G domain and EAR repeats a. The record is from RefSeq and is a predicted model, not a curated record. Lineage: Eukaryota; Metazoa; Chordata; Actinopteri; Perciformes; Nototheniidae. The transcript has 12 exons. Gene Ontology annotation, biological process: signal transduction. Bases 22 to 1962 code for a protein of 646 amino acids.